Punica granatum (pomegranate) is the source of this 1002-nucleotide messenger RNA. The record is from RefSeq and is a predicted model, not a curated record. NCBI's taxonomy places the organism in Eukaryota, Viridiplantae, Streptophyta, Magnoliopsida, Myrtales, Lythraceae.
GCUCCGCUCAUGAUUCCCUCUCGCCCGCCACAAAAUCUUCUCUACUUUCACACAACGCCACCAUCACCUCUAUCACAGCCCAUACCAUGGUCCACGCGCUGCCUUCUCCUCCGGAGGAUGGCCCGGCCUCACCGAGGCGGUCGGUGCCGGCCAUCCUGCUCUCGGUCUCAGCCCUCCUGGCCAUCCUCACCAAGAAGGCCACCCAAGUCUCGAAAAAACUCAGGCCCCACCUCAACCACAAGAACAGCAAGCAUCGGUUUUACUACUAUGAUGCGUCGCAGGUAGUCGAGCCUGUCAAGUCGCCUGCCACCCCGAGAUCACCCUUCACGCGCCGCCCGAAGGAGCUGUUCACGAACAUGAGCAACAAGGCGAUCAAAUUCGUCCAUGGCCGGAAGAAGGGUGCCGGAGCCAAGGAGGACGAGGACGAGGACGAGGAUUUCGGGGAUGGUGGGGUGUGGCAGAGAGCGAUACUGAUGGGGGACAAGUGCCAGCCGUUGGAUUUCUCCGGUGUGAUCUACUAUGACGAGAACGGGAGGAAGCUCAAUGAGCUCCCCAUCCGCUCGCCUCGCGCCAGCCCGAUGCCGGGAUAUCUCGCCCGCCGGAAUUGCUAGGUAGUGACUUCAGUAGAAGGUUUAAAUAUUCUGUCGAUUCUGUCAAUGGCGAUAGUUAUGCAGGCAGAAAUCCGUUCCUAUUAAUACUAUUCAGUGUCACUUGACUGUUCAUGUUGUGAUAUUGAUCAAUGUUACAUAGGAUGGACGGACGGACGCAGUCAUGCGGUCAAACCCAAAAACUGACGGAAAUUUUGUGUGUUUUCGGAUGUUGUAAUCAGACGAGAUAUGUGCAAGUUUAGGUCGUUGGAAAUUGGGGAAUUCGUGAUCAUAACGUCUUCUUUUCUUUUCAGUGUCAACUCUAGUAUUCGAAAGUCUAAUUAGACUUCAAUUAAUUCAGUCGAGCAGAAUCGAAUUAUUAAGGUUAAAGAUAUCACAGCAUGAAUUUUCUUCA